UAAGGAUGGAGCGCAAAGCAGUGUCGGACUAUCGCCUUUUUCUAUUUUCAUGCGUACUCAUGGCGCAUAGCGCAUUUGGUGAUGUGAGCUACUCUUUUCCGGAGGAGAUGAAUCAAGGAUCUGUGAUUGGAAAUAUAGCUAAAGAUCUUGGACUUGACGCCGGCAGGUUGGCUUCACGUAAGGCUCGAAUAGAUACGGAAGAUAACAAACGUUAUUGUGACUUAAAUUUGAAGACUGGUGAGUUGUUUGUGAAGGAAAUAAUCGACCGAGAGGAGCUGUGUUCAAUGGCAGCCUCAUGUUUUCUUAAAUUUGAGUUAAUAUUAGAACGUCCUCUGGAAUUGCAUCGUGUGACACUUCAAAUCGAAGACAUCAACGACAAUGCACCUUUCUUCCCAAAGGAAUUGAUUAAACUGGAAAUACGUGAAUCUGCGGACAAAGGAGCUCGCUUUCGUGUGAAUGAAGCACACGAUGCAGACAUAGGAAAGAACUCGGUUCAGACGUACACGUUACAGAGAAAUGACCACUUUGCCCUGGCUGUAAAUUCAAAUGAAAACGGAAGGAAAAAUGUGGAAUUAGUUUUAGAUAAAGAGCUUGACCGCGAACAGCAGCGAGAAGUAGCAUUAAUUCUUACUGCUGUUGACGGCGGCAUUCCUCCGAGAUCAGGCACCGUAGCUAUACACAUCACUGUGCUUGAUGCUAAUGACAAUGCCCCGUUGUUUAGUCAGAAUGUUUACAAAGCCAGUCUGCCAGAAAACUCCCCUUUAGACACAUUAGUAAUGACAGUUAAUGCGACGGAUGCAGAUGAGGGGCCUAAUGGUGAAGUUUCUUACGAAUUCAGUCUUAUAUCUAGUAAGGCACGAGGAGCAUUUUCGUUGAACACAAAAACCGGUGAAAUCAAGGUAAUCGGUCCGAUUGAUUUUGAGGAUGAAUCGAAAUAUGAAUUACUUGUCGAAGCUAAAGAUGGAUCUGGGCUGUCUACAGACGCUAAAGUAAUCAUUGACAUCAUAGAUGUUAAUGACAACGCUCCAGUUAUUUUUCUGAAAUCUCUCAACAACCCCCUCCCCGAGAACGAACCACCCGGUGCAGAGGUUGCCAUCAUUAGUGUACAGGACCGAGAUUCUGACAAUAACAGAAAGGUCCGCUGUUUCAUUCCAGAAAAUGUUCCUUUCAAACUCAUACCAUCAAUUAAAAAUUAUUUCUCUCUGGUAACAACAACAGAAUUGGACCGCGAACUUGUCGCUGAUUAUAAUAUUACAAUAACUGCGACCGAUGAAGGCUCUCCACCCCUAUCGUCCUCCAAAACAGUGCAGUUUUCUGUUGGCGAUGUGAACGAUAACCCACCUGUAUUUAAGCUUCAGUCCUAUCCUGCUCAUAUACAUGAGAACAACAAACCGGGCUCGUCUGUGUGCACAGUAACUGCAUCUGAUCCAGACUGGAGACAAAACGGCACGGUGUUUUACUCUCUGUUACCUGGUGAAGUGAAUGGAAUCCCGGUUAAUUCUCUGUUGUCCAUUACCGGAGACACAGGAGUCGUUCACACAGUGAGGUCCUUUGAUUAUGAGAAGUUGAAAAGCUUCAAAGUCAAUGUUUUAGCCAGAGACAAUGGUUCGCCCCCACUCAGUAGUAACGUAACUAUUAAUGUCUUUGUAACAGAUAUAAACGACAACUCUCCGCAGAUAUUAUAUCCAUCGUCUGAAGGAAAGUCCCUCAUGACAGAAAUGGUGCCCAAAGCUGUACAGGGAAACUCUCUGGUCUCCAAAGUAAUUGCUGUGGAUGCGGACUCUGGGCAGAACGCAUGGCUCUCAUACCACAUAGUCAAAUCGACUGAUCCGGGACUUUUUGCCAUGGGUAUUCACAGUGGAGAGAUCAGGACGCAGAGAGAUGUUUCUGAAUCUGACGCUGUGAAACAGACUCUUGUGGUCUCAGUGAAAGAUAACGGACAGCCUUCACUCUCUGCGACGUGCACUGUGUAUUUACUUAUUUCAGAUAACUUGGCUGAAAUUCCUGAACUGAAGGACAUGUCAACUGACGAGAGUUCCAAGCUCACCUUUUAUUUAAUCAUUGCGCUUGUGUCCGUGACCACUUUCUUCAUCACGUUUAUCAUCAUUACCCUAGCAGUGAAGUUUUGCCAUAAGAAAAAGCCCAGGAUGUUAUUCGAUGGGGGUCUGGCUAUCCCCAGCGCGUAUCUCCCUCCAAAUUACGCAGAUGUUGAUGUCACAGGAACUUUACGCAGUGCUUACAAUUAUGACGCGUAUCUGACGACAGGAUCUCGCACUAGCGACUUUAAGUUCGCCAGAUCCUACAAUGAUGGAACUCUUCUGGCAGACAUGACUUUGAAAAAGUCUGCAUCUGUUGAUCAUGACAACCUACUCGAUUCCAUCAAUUCGGGAGAGGUAAUGUUUUACACUACUAAUUUAAGCUGA
Messenger RNA from Clupea harengus (Atlantic herring), 2423 nucleotides. RefSeq names its product protocadherin beta-15-like. The transcript has a single exon. NCBI's taxonomy places the organism in Eukaryota, Metazoa, Chordata, Actinopteri, Clupeiformes, Clupeidae. Bases 6 to 2423 code for a protein of 805 amino acids. The record is from RefSeq and is a predicted model, not a curated record.